Messenger RNA from Stegodyphus dumicola, 846 nucleotides. RefSeq names its product protein SCAI. NCBI's taxonomy places the organism in Eukaryota, Metazoa, Arthropoda, Arachnida, Araneae, Eresidae. The record is from RefSeq and is a predicted model, not a curated record. Gene Ontology annotation, molecular function: transcription corepressor activity. Gene Ontology annotation, biological process: DNA-templated transcription.
CCUUCGAACUAGUGAAACAAAUUACCUGAAUGAGACCUUUUCCUUUUAUGCUGCUAUCAGAGCGAGAGGUUAUUACAGUAAAGCAAGUAAAGAAGAAAGGUCUGAUCUGAUGGUAAAGAAACUUCGAUAUUAUGCAAGGUUUAUUGUGGUUUGCCUUUUGCUCAAGAAAAUGAAGCUAGUGCGAGAUUUAGUGAGGGAAUUAGCCAAGCAAAUAGAUGAUUAUACAGCUACUUAUGAACCUGAAGAUCAAUUAGAAUGGUCACUUGUGCUAGGAGAAAUAAAAUCAUUUAUUGAGGCUGACAAUCUAGUAAAUAUUGUGGAUGUUGAUUCUACAUCUGUUGUACUUUCUCACCGUUUAAAUCCUUUAAAUAGUCCUCCUGUGGAAAAACUUCCCUCCAAUCAUUUAACUUUACAAGAAAUUCUAAUCAUGGGCAAUUGCUGUGACCAGGUGAAGUUUAGUGAACUUACAUUAGAUAUGUUUCGCAUGCUGCAAACUUUGGAAAGAGAACCUCAGGAAGAAACUACUCAACUUUUUGAUGCAUCUCCUGCUCCUGGAAGAAUUCCAUUUCAGCCAGACAAUGGAGAUCAAAGGCCAGCUAAGCGUGAAAAUCCUCAUAAAUAUCUACUUUAUAAGCCCAAUAUAAGUCAGUUGAUAGUUUUCUUGAGCUCCGGGUUCAAAGAAUUGCCUCCUAAUGGUGUGCUUCUUUUAUAUAUGUCAGCAGAUGGUUGUUUCACAAAUGUAAAACAUCCAGAUGAUGGUUAUGAUUAUGGUGGCAUUGCUACAAACAGUAAACGAGAGCCAGAUCAUAUCAGUAAAAGAAACGUUCAGCUAAAAGACAUUCACUG